AUGCAAUCGCUUACGCGACAAACUGCCUUCCAUUUAAUGGAAACGGACUGGCGACUAGUAGAAAAAUUAACUUUGGAUUCGAAAAUGUGGGCACUGAUCGGGGUUCUAUUGGGGCCCCAUAAACGAGUCAAAGUGGCUGACAUACCAGAAGAAACCCAGCCGGUGAUCACGCCGAACUCCAAACGACAUCUAGAGUUGGAUCUGGAUUACCUCGAAAGGCGGCAGCACCAGCAACCGAAUGCCACAACAGGAGAUGUCAGACAGGAGGCGUGCUCACCGGUCGAAACCAGUCCAGAGUACAUGGACCUCAUCAAGAUCAUUCUGCUGGGAGCGCCCUCCGUGGGAAAAACCAGCAUAAUCCAGCAAUUUGUGCUGAAUCAGUUCCAAGAAGACUACAUGGCGACGGACCGAAAGUACACCUACUACCCGACAGUCAUCACCAAUGAGCGAUGGUACAAGGUGAAGAUCUCCGACCUACCAGUGAUACCGUAUUUUCCUGUUAACUCCUUUUACGAAUGGGCCAACUACAGAUACUACGGCUUGCGAAGCGCGACCGCCUACAUUCUAGUAUUCGACCUGAGCAAUAUCGACACCUUCCAAUACAUAAAAACGUUAAGGGAACAAAUCUGCGAGAGUCGCAACAUGCAAAAUGUGCCCGUUCUGGUGGUGGGCAACAAGGAGGACCUGAUCGUGUCUGAGGAUGUGCCGAGCAAUUCGAAACCGGCCAUCAGCAGUUCGAGCGACGAGAAGCGCAGAGACAUUGUCAAUCUGGUGAAAAAACACUGGAAAUGCGGGUAUAUGGAGUGCAGCGCCAAAUACAAUUGGCGCGUGAUGCAUGUGUUCAAAGAACUGAUGAACAUGAUCGAAACAGUCUCGAAUCGGGACCAGAGCCCCAUGUUGGACAACAUCCAGGAGGCGCUCGAUCGGAACAAGUGCGUUGUUAUCUAGGGGUUGUGCGCUUUUCACAGGUUAGGUUUAGGGGGCGGGAUUUAAAUGUUGUCUACUCAGUUCUCAUGUGUAGGUACUGUUUGGUAGCUGUAUUGGUUUUCAGGCUGUGGCACUACUACGUUAUAAUCAUUAUUCAUAUUCGCUACAAGCAAAUAAAGUGUAAUUCUAAAGGCUCUAGAUAUAAUGACAAUCUAUUUUAACGCAAUACCAUUUAUACGGAAAAUUGUAAAAUGUUCUCUGUAAAGCGUAAUAUACGUAAUUGUUUGGUUGUGAAUUUAGGCUCUAACCCGAUGGUUUGGGCGAUAAGGUUGCCAAUGACUGUAGCUUUAAUGAGUUGAAAUAAAAACCCUAAAGCCAC
Molecule: messenger RNA, 1306 nt
Organism: Dendroctonus ponderosae (mountain pine beetle)
Lineage: Eukaryota; Metazoa; Arthropoda; Insecta; Coleoptera; Curculionidae
Product: ras-like protein family member 10B
Exons: 5
Coding region: 1-948 (315 amino acids)
Molecular function (GO): GTP binding; GTPase activity
Source: RefSeq, a predicted model, not a curated record